CCGCCCAGCUGACAUCAGCUCUGUGAAGUGUGAGUGAGAGAGUGAGAGAGAGAGAGGUGCCCAACUCGCCUUACCUUGCAGUCGGGCACACGCGCAAGUCCUCCGUGGUGUCGGGCUGCAGCAGUGAAGUGAGAGAGCGAGGUGUCGUCCCAGGGCCGUCAUGGGCAACUGCUGUUCCUGCUGCCCUUCGUGGUGCUGCUGCUGCUGCCCUAUGCGCAGCGGCUAUGAACAACUGCCCGGCAAGAACGAACAAGGUCGACCUCGUCAAACACCUGGUGGGGCCCCCAACGAGCACCCAAACCCUGAGCCCCAUGGCACGAAUCUCCCCGGCCACCCAGUCGAGGCCUUCCCAGCCCCUGAGCCCCGAGGCACGAAUCUCCCCGGCCUCCAAGCCGAGGCCUUCCCAGCCCCUGAGCCCCGUGGCACGAAUCUCCCCGGCCUCCCAGUCGAGGCCUUCCCAGCCCCUGAGCCCCGUGGCACGAAUCUCCCCGGCCUCCAAGCCGAGGCCUUCCCAGCACCUGAGCCCCGGGAUACGAAUCUCCCCGGCCUCCCAGUCGAGGCCUCCGUGCGGCCAGGACCCCCCAGUCAGGAAGAGAUUCCCGCGGUCAUCGUGCAGCAGCCUGACAGCAGGCAGCGCUCCUCGUUGGGAAUCUACGACCUGACCCCUCAAGACCCCUCCGUGGGGGCCCCGCCGCCGCCGCCGCCGCCGCCGCCACCGCCGGCCCUCAUACCUGGGACGGCACCGACGCCCGUGAGGCCCCCAUGGCUCCUGGAAAAGAAGGCGUACAACAAGAAGGGGGCGACAGAGCGAGUGAGGUGCAAGACGAUUGCACCGAGUGACAUAGAGAAGGACAGCCUAUGGAGCAGUGCGAACGAGAAAAAAUUCGAAAACUCCGACCUCAAGGACCGGCUCCUGCGGACCUUUGCAGCCAAGACAUCCCUGGGGCUGGCCAUAUACCAGCCAUCGUCAGGUGGAUCUUCGCCACUGCCAUCUCCAUCCGGAAGCCCCAGCGAGGGAUCCGUCUUCAGCGCAGGAUUCUUACAAAAUCUCGAAAUCUUGAGAAAAUCGGCGAAGGUGUCGGACAACGACUUAAUAAAAGCCAUCCUGACGGGUGACAUAGCCUUCCUCUCCGGGAUUGUAAGCCUCAAGGACCUGAUACUGACGUUGCAGAGGGUAAGAGAGGAGCAGAAGAAGGCGCUGAACGAGAAGCGGGGCAGCGGAGCUCCACUGCAGAAGAUGGAGUUCUUCUAUUUGCGGCUCGUGGACGAGGGCUACCUGUCGGAGCGCCUGCGCUGCCUGCUCUUCCACUUCACCCGCGCCGAGGUGCUCGACCAGGCUCGGAAGGAGCAGGAGGUCGUGCUCGCGGCCCUGAGGGCGGUCGUCUCCAGCCAAGGCCUGGCCCAGCUGGCCCAGCUGCUCCUCUUCAUCAUCAACUUCCUGAAUGAGGGCCCCACUUCGGCGCCCGCCUACGGAAUCAACCUCUGCGACAUCGACAAGGUCAACUCCGUGAGGAUGACGGAUCCCGCUGAGAGCGGCACCCUCCUGGACCUGGUGGUCAGAGAAUGCCAGAAAUCCCACCCCGACAUCCUCAACGUCAUCACGGAGCUCGAGCCUGUUGACAAAGCCACAGGAGUCGACGACGAGAAUCGGAAAUCGAUGAUCCAGUCUCUCCGGGCGGAAAUCACGAAACUGGAAUGCGACCUCAACUCAUUACCGGACACCGAGCCCCACGGACCGUUCUCCAAAACGAUGAAAAUAUCCUUCUCAGCGGAUUGGUUCGGGUGGUGUAACAUUAGAUAUCCUUGGAAGUUCCAGUGUGCAGUAUGUAUGUUGAACUUCUUUCGCACCAUACGUAGCCAACCGUGCUAAUCGGAGGUGCGCGGCAUGGAGCUGUUGGAGCCUCAGCACUUUCAGGGCAAGCAGCGAUUGAUUGAUCCAAGUCGAUUCUUAUGCCCGCGAUGUGUUCACAGAAUGGGUCUCACACACACACACACACCACACUCUGUUCACGAUGUUUGUUUACGAAUGUUUGCAAGCCCUCUGCUGGGCCGGUGCCACGCGUGACCGUUUAACCGUCGACGGAGGUGUCCCCCGCGCACGUUGCCGCUCGUUGACCCCACGUGACCCUUGACCCCGUGGCACCCGCUGCUUCAGGAGUGGAUGCGGAAGGUGGAGCUGCUGGAGAAGGGCGAGGGCGAGAUCGGGGCCGAGUGGGAGAGGCUGAGGGUGAAGUUCAGCCUGAAGGAUAAGAUGCUCAAGCCGCUCCUCUCUAGCCUCGCCACGUUCCGCGGAGACUUCAAGAAAAUCACGGACAAGGGGAGCCGUCGGAGCUUGCGGAGAAAGUCCUUCAACGACUUGUACGAUGUCGCCGCCCGGUCGGGCCCCGUCCACCCUCUCAACAGACGCUAAAAAGCGAAUAUUGCCACGCGCGUUGACAUUGACGAUGGUGGGGCCUUGACCUUAGCCAUCGGCAAGGAGCACCCAUCAGGAUCGUGAUUCGCGUCAGACAGAGCCGCCCCUAUUCCGUUGCCCUGGUGUCUCUCGGAAGCGCUUCACGUAGCGUCUCAUCUCGACACAUUUCAAACGCCACCGUUCCCCCAGUGGCACGAGUUGACUGGGCUCCUGGCCUACAAAACGUGGUUCAAUCCUCCCCAUAGAUGGGAGGCAGGGAAGGCGAUGAUUUCCGAGUGUAAUGCCAUUCGGGCCAGGCUCAAGGCUGGCACGUUUAGGGUCUCCUUUUCGGAGUGUGGGGGACUAUUGGGGGCACUUAAACUAUUAAAAUAUUUUUGUAUUAUUUUACCAGGUAAGGCCCACUGAGCUGAGCAGCUCUAUUUCAGAAGCGACCUGGCCACAAAUGAUAGCUCAACAAAAUGGCUUAUCGUGUGGAAAUG
Molecule: messenger RNA, 2892 nt
Organism: Petromyzon marinus (sea lamprey)
Lineage: Eukaryota; Metazoa; Chordata; Hyperoartia; Petromyzontiformes; Petromyzontidae
Source: RefSeq, a predicted model, not a curated record